UUUAAUAUUAUUUUGUCCUUUUUUUGCCACUACGUUUGAUUUUUAAAAUAAUUAAAAACUGAUUUUUGGCGCCGAUUGAUGUAAACGCCACGAAACAGUUAUCACUUGUCAGUUCCCGAAGACAUUAAAUCCCCGGCAGAAUGCAGAAUCCGGCGGCGUCGGCGGCGUCUUCCCGCCAUUACUUUCUUCACAACGACUGCUUUUCUCUCCUCACCUCCUCGAAAACCUUCGACGAAACAAGACAGCUCCAUGGUUUGUCCCUCAAGACAGGAACUUUCAUCAACCCUUCCGUCUCUUCACGCCUUCUCUCGCGCUAUACGGCGCCAGAGAUCAACAAUCUUCGCUACGCUCGCUCCGUCUUCGAACGGAUCCCUGACCCGUCUCUAGUCCUGUGGAACAUGAUCAUCAAAUGCUAUAUCGAAAACCAUCGCUCCCACGACGCAAUAUCUUUGUUCUGCCUUCUGGUCCGUGAGUUCCCGCCGGAUAAUUUCACCUUCCCUUGCGUGAUAAAAGGUUGCUCACGCUUGAACGCGGUUGAAGAAGGGAAGCAAAUUCAUGGGUUUGCGCUGAAACUGGGUUUCGCGCUGGAUAAGUUUGUGCAGAGCAGCUUGGUGAGCUUGUACUCGAAAUGUGGUUCGAUCGAAAGUGCUUGCAAGGUGUUUGAUAAUAUGGCAGAAAAGGACUUGGUUACUUGGAACUCUCUGAUCGAUGGUUAUGCUCGAAGUGGCCAAGUGGAAAUUGCAUUGAAGGUGUUCGAUGAGAUGCCUGAAAGAGACUCGUUUUCGUGGACUGCCUUGCUCGAUGGGUUCUCGAAAAGUGGAAAGAUUGAGGACGCUAGAGAGAUUUUCAGUAAGAUGCCGAACAAGAGUUUGGUUUCAUGGAACGCAAUGAUCAAUGGUUAUAUGAAAUCGGGUGAUCCCGAGUCCGCCCGUAGAUUGUUUAAUCGUAUGCCCUCGAGAGAUUUGGUCACAUGGAACUCCAUUAUUGCAGGAUACGAGAUAAAUGGCAGGUUCAAGGAAGCUUUUCGGAUGUUCUUCAGAAUGUUGGAACAUGACUUCAAGCCCAGUGACGCAACCUUAGUGAGUGUUAUCUCUGCAGUGUCUGAAUCUGCUAUUCUCAGUUGGGGAACAUGGAUUCAUUCUUACAUGAUCAAGAAUGGAAUCGAACCCGGUGGUGUGAUCGGAACAUUGCUGAUAGAAAUGUACUCCAAAUGUGGGAGCAUUGAGAAUGCAUUAUCAGUGUUUCAAGUGAUACGUAGAAAGAAAUUGGGUCACUGGAACUCGAUAAUCGCAGGGCUAGGUAUGCACGGGAUGGCCAACAAAGCACUAGAACUAUUCAACAAAAUGCGAGAGAGAGGUACAGAACCUAACGCCAUAACCUUCGUUGGUGUGUUGAAUGCUUGUAGUCAUACGGGAUAUGUCAAUGAAGCUCGUUCUUACUUCUAUUUGAUGCGAAACGAGUACGGGAUUGAGCACACAGUUGAACACUAUGGUUGCUUGGUAGAUGUGUUAUGCAGAACCGGGCAUUUGGAAGAGGCGAAAGACAUCGUUGAAAAUAUGCCCAUGAGACCAAACAAAGUGAUCUUGAUGAGCUUACUACGCAGUGCAAGGAUCUAUAAGAAGACAGAUAUCGGUGAAUAUGCAGCCCGUCUCUUGAUAGAGAUGGCUCCAGAGACCACUGGAUCUUACGUUCUGCUGUCUAAUAUGUAUGCUUCCGAGGGAAAGUGGGAGAAAGUCUCAGAGGUAAGAGAGAGGAUGAAGAAGAAAGGGAUCAAGAAGGAAGCAGGAUGGAGCUCGAUAGAGCACGAGGGCGUGAUUCACAGAUUUGUGGUAGGAGACAGAUCACACUUACAAACCGAGGAGAUUUACGUGAAGCUGAAUGAGAUGAGAGAGAGACUGAAAGCUGCAGGGCACAUCCCAGACACAACACAAGUGUUGUUGCAUGUUCAAGGAGAGGAGGAGAAAGAAGCCGAACUAGAGAUACACAGCGAGAGACUAGCUAUAGCUUACGGGCUAAUCAACACGAAAGCCAGGAAGCCGAUAAGGGUUGUGAAGAAUCUUACGGUAUGCAACGAUUGCCACAAUGUGACCAAGCUACUCUCUCGGAUAUACAAACGGGAGAUCAUCGUGAGAGACAAUACUCGGUUCCAUCACUUCAGAGAUGGAUCAUGUUCCUGCAAGGACUUCUGGUGAUGCCCGUCUUCCCGACUUUUGAUGAUUAGCCAGAUAUGGGGAAAACAAAGAUUUUUCAGUUCAGUUUUUCGCCAACCCUUAUCUUAGCAACUGGUGCUGAAACGAUAAGAUAUAUUCAGAUCUGACACCAAACAGCAUGAGGAAAGGAACUCCACAGCGAGUACUCAUAUAUAUAGCAAAGUACAAUAACAUAAAACACCGUCAACAACACUUCAUGGGGA
This is a messenger RNA of Tarenaya hassleriana, 2413 nucleotides long. Its product is annotated as pentatricopeptide repeat-containing protein At2g29760, chloroplastic-like. The coding region runs from base 141 to 2192 and encodes 683 amino acids. Gene Ontology annotation, molecular function: protein binding; zinc ion binding; RNA binding. Gene Ontology annotation, biological process: RNA modification. The record is from RefSeq and is a predicted model, not a curated record. The transcript has 2 exons. NCBI's taxonomy places the organism in Eukaryota, Viridiplantae, Streptophyta, Magnoliopsida, Brassicales, Cleomaceae.